AUGAUUAUGGAACCUAACCCGACAUCGGAUCACAUUCUUGACUGGCUUGAAGGUUCGGUUUCGUUCUUUCCGUCAUUCUUGGAUGAUCCCUAUAACAGCGGUUACAUCCAAGAGUAUCCGUUAUGGGAUCAGAAUCAAGAUAUAAGGAGCCAGUAUCAAACUGAUGUGAUUAUUGAUUCUCCUAAUGCCACAAACAGUGCGACCAACAUUGUUGCUGCUAGUACUACCACGAGCGUGACAUCCCUUGAGCCGAUUAGUUCGAACAACGUACCAUUUUCUGAUUUACCGAAGAAACGAAAUGUUGAUGAUGAGUCGAGGCUCGAGAAACAAUCACAAAACCAGAAGAACAAGAGAGUCAAGAGGCGUGUGAUGAAUGAAGGUGAUAAUGGAGAUGCAGGUCUUGAAGGGACAGUGGUUAGAAAAUCUGUUGGGAAUAAGAAAGGUGCUGGUAAGGCUAAUGGAAGUAACUGCAACAAUGGAAACAAUAAGGAUGGUAGAUGGGCUGAGCAGUUGUUGAACCCUUGUGCUGCAGCGAUAACCGGGGGAAACCUGAAUCGCGUGCAACACCUUUUAUAUGUUCUCCAUGAGCUAGCCUCAACUACCGGUGAUGCCAACCAUCGGCUUGCAGCGCAUGGUCUCCGAGCGUUGACACACCAUCUGUCUUCGUCUUCGUCGUCUACCUCCCCAGGGACUAUAACUUUUGCAUCUACAGAACCGCGAUUCUUCCAAAAGUCAUUAUUGAAGUUCUAUGAGGUUAGUCCUUGGUUUUCCUUUCCUAAUAACAUAGCAAAUGCUUCCAUCCUUCAAGUUCUAGCUGAAGAGCCGAAUGAUUCGCGCACCCUUCACAUCCUUGACAUUGGAGUCUCUCAUGGUGUGCAAUGGCCAACUUUUCUAGAGGCCUUGAGUCGUCGACCCGGUGGACCUCCUCUGGUUCGCCUCACCGUGGUUACUGCUUCAUCGACUGAAAAUGACCAAAACAUGGAGACACCAUUUUCAAUAGGUCCAUGUGGUGACAACUUCUCUUCAAGACUUCUAGGUUAUGCUCAGUCCAUAAAUGUCAACCUGCAGAUAAACAAGCUUGAUAACAUUCCAUUGCAGACAUUAAAUGCGAAAAGUGUUGACACCACCCCCGACGAAACCUUAAUCGUCUGCGCUCAAUUCAGGUUGCACCACUUGAAUCAUAACAAUCCUGAUGAAAGAAGUGAGUUUCUGAAGGUAUUGAGAGACAUGGAGCCUAAAGGGGUGAUAUUAAGUGAGAACAACAUGGAGUGUUGCUGUAGUAGCUGUGGCGAUUUUGCUACUAGAUUCUCUCGAAGAGUGGACUACUUAUGGAAGUUUUUAGAUUCAACCAGUUCAGCAUUCAAAAGUCGCGAGAGUGAUGAAAGGAGAAUGAUGGAAGGCGAAGCUUCAAAAGCAUUGACAAACCAGCGUGAGAUGAACGAAAGGAGAGAAAAAUGGUGUGAAAGAAUGAAAGAGGCAGGGUUUGCAGAGGAAAUGUUCGGAGAAGAUGCAAUUGACGGAGGUCGAGCUUUGUUGAGAAAGUAUGAUAGUAAUUGGGAGAUGAAACUAGAAGAAGAGAACAAUACAAGUGUGGGACUAUGGUGGAAGGGGCAACCUAUUUCUUUCUGUUCUCUGUGGAAAUUGGAUAAACAACAUUGA
Molecule: messenger RNA, 1659 nt
Organism: Vicia faba (fava bean)
Lineage: Eukaryota; Viridiplantae; Streptophyta; Magnoliopsida; Fabales; Fabaceae
Source: the annotation of a GenBank genome assembly